AUGUCUCGACUAAGCUUUCAAGAUGACCUCCUGCAGUCUUUGAAUGGGCGAACCAUCAUUGUUACUGGUGCCGCUCGAGGGAUUGGUGCAGCCACGGCAACACUCUUCAACGAACAUGGAGCGCUUGUGUGCAUCACAGAUCUGCCGGGGCGCAAGGCGGACGCACAGGCGCUCAUAGUCUCUAUGAAGCACCCAGAGAACGCCAUUUUCGCGCCUGCAAGUGUCACGGACUGGACGGCCUUGAUGCAUGUCUUCAAGACUACUCUGAGUAGGUUCGGUGCGAUUCACAUGGUCGUGGCCAAUGCCGGCAUCAUGGAGAGCUCGCCGGUCUUGGACGUCAGCGUCGACGGCGUAGGGGAUCCCAUCGAGUCGAUGGAGGCUAAUCGAGUCCUGGAUGUCAACUUGAAGGGGACUUUGAACACAUUGCGUCUGAGCUUGCACUACAUGGCCAAGAACAGUCCAGCAUCCGAUGGAUUUAGAGGGUCCAUCGUCCUAGUGGCAUCUAUAUCCGGGUAUUUCGGCUCGACCGGAAACGCCGCGUACAUCGCUUCGAAGCACGGCGUCAUUGGGUUGCUGAGAGCAUCGCUGGACAAGGCAGCCUCGCUGGGAGUGCGGGUGAACGCAGUGACACCUGGUUACACGCCUACAGGUAUCACAAGGGAGUUUGGCAAUGUCAUCACGCAGGCCGGUCUGGACGCCAACACUCCUGCUGCUGUCGCCACGGCCAUCGCGUUUGCCGCUGCGGAUCCUUCCAGACACGGCACCUCUUGCUUGGUCUUGGGUCAUCAUCUACAUGAAAUGGAGUACAGCCGGGCAAACGUCCUGCAGUCCUGGCUCGGGCAAGACGUAGCGGCUGCUCUCGCGAGAUUUGGCACCUUUGUGAAAUCAAUCGGCGGGUACCGUCUCCCAAAAUGGGAGCCGAUCGACAAUGUAGACUGA
Molecule: messenger RNA, 939 nt
Organism: Verticillium alfalfae VaMs.102
Lineage: Eukaryota; Fungi; Ascomycota; Sordariomycetes; Glomerellales; Plectosphaerellaceae
Product: 3-hydroxyacyl-CoA dehydrogenase type-2
Exons: 3
Coding region: 1-939 (312 amino acids)
Source: RefSeq, a predicted model, not a curated record